UCUUGUGUAUUCCUGAAAAAAUGACACCACUCCUUUUCUUACUAGAUCAGUUAUGGCUCGGCUUCUCAUGAUCUGAAUGACAAAACCCAGUUCCCUUUUCUCUACUGGAUGGUCCCCAAAGAAGAAACCCAGCACAUGGGGAUUGUCAAGUUGUUGCUACAUUUCGGGUGGACGUGGAUCGGUCUCUUUGUUCCAGACAAUGACAAUGGAGAAAGGUUCCUGAGUGUCUUCACCCUUCUGCUGAUCCGCAGUGGGAUUUGUGUUGCUUUCUUGGAAAAAAUUCAUAUUUUGACCCUGGGACAAAUGUCAUCCUUACAUUGUAAACCAUCUGAUUUGAGACAAGUCAAAGUGUUUGUUUAUUAUGGGGACUCUGAGCAUAGAAUUUAUCCAAUCGUGAUGUUACAAAGACUUCAUGAAGUGAGGAAAUCUCAGGGGAUAGUCUGGAUCACAACAGAUCUUCUGGACAUUGAUGAGAUGUUGUUUGGUGGCACAGAUUACUUCCAGCCUGCCCAAGGUUCUUUGUCCUUUGUAAUGAAUACCAAAAAACGGACAGAGCAGGGCUACUAUACUCGACUUUCAGAUGCAACUGCAUCUGUAUGUUCACAGUUUUGGAAGAAAGCAUUCCAUUGUUCAUGUUCAAACAAAGUACUGUCCGUGGAGGGUUGGACAAGAUGCACAGAAAAGGAACCACUGGAAACUUUGCCCAUGGAGGAGAUGGGGGCAAUCUGGUCUCAAGACCGCUACAGCACUUACUAUGGCGUCCAGUUUGUGACCCAAGCCUUGAAUGUCGCAUAUUCAUCCAGAUCCAAAUGGAGGUUAACGGCGAGUGGAGGAAACAGAUUGGAACUUCAAAGGUUGCAGCCAUGGCAGCUUCAUACUUUCUUGAAAGAAAUUUGGAUUUCCAAUUCAUCCAUAGGAGGGAUGUAUUCUGAUCAGAAUGGGGAGCUGACUGCCAACUUUGAUAUCGUGAACUGGGUCGUAUUUCCCAAUAGAUCUCACAGCAGAAAGAAAGUUGGCAGCAUCGAGGGACAGGCAUCUUCCUACAUAAAAUUCUCCAUUACACCGGAAGGCAUUGUGUGGCCUGGGAACUUCAGCAAGGUCAUUGCAUUCAUUCAUUUAUCUGUUUAUUUGUUGCACUUAUGUCCCACCUUUUCUCUAUGGAGCUUCAUGGCUACCUGGGAAUUUGAACCUUAGUCUCCUGGGUUCUCUCCCAACUCUCUGACCACUAUGGCACAACUGGCUCUGGUUCCCUUGCUGUGACAUCUGUUAAGUUCUGAUAAUAUGCUGAUAGGGGCCAUUUUCAGUUUAACCCUAAGUGGGCCCUGUGCAGAGUGAGACCCACUCCUGGUUGUGUACACAGCUGCUGUUUUCCCUCUCUGUUUUUCCCUUUCUGUUUUGCAUAGCAAAUCAGAUGAAGAAGGGCAAAGAGAGGAGAGGCUGCUCUUACACUUGCAUUUUCAUCUAUCCCUCUGAGUGGAUGAACAAGGACAUCAAUGGGCCAAAAUUGGCAGUGUGGCCCUAGCUGCCAUGUGGGCUUUAUCAGCUGCCCAAUAAUGGUGACUGCUUAUAAAAGCACAACAAUACACACCAUAGUGUAUGGCUGCCAUUCCUCCGGCAUGUCUUGGACACAUCUAGGAAUGGGCUGCAGAAAUGGCACCCAGACACAGCUUUUUGCUGAAACAGCAAAAUGUCCUGGAAAACCCAAACGUAUGGCAAGGAGGGUGAUUUUUUAAAAAAUGAUUGAAAAUUCAAAGAAAAGCCCAAAACAUUUACAAAGGGGAAAAAUAAAGCUCAACAACUUUGUCCAGAAUAUGGCAACCUUUUCCCAGUGACAAAAAGAAAAAUAAAUCUCAAAUGCAGUUUAAAAGGCCAUAGUUUGUGUAAUCCUUUGUGUUCAACAACAUUUGCGUUCAACAAUUAAAAAUGAAACUUUAUCUCAGAAAGAAAAUGAUCUCCACAGUUCUACCAAAUUUGGAAGAGUCUCACUCCCAUUUUAAAGCUUUCUAGCCUGGUCUCAGUAUUCUAAAAAUGAUUUUUAUUUGAGCAUGUUUUUAGCCAGGGCCUUCAGAUGGUGUCUGUAAUUUAUGCUGAUCUCCUUGGGUGCUCCUUUUCCUUGUUUUUAGGUCGU
Molecule: messenger RNA, 2128 nt
Organism: Podarcis raffonei (Aeolian wall lizard)
Lineage: Eukaryota; Metazoa; Chordata; Lepidosauria; Squamata; Lacertidae
Product: vomeronasal type-2 receptor 26-like
Exons: 2
Coding region: 109-1194 (361 amino acids)
Biological process (GO): G protein-coupled receptor signaling pathway
Cellular component (GO): membrane
Molecular function (GO): G protein-coupled receptor activity
Source: RefSeq, a predicted model, not a curated record